AUGAUACUGAACGUUAAUGUUGGAAUUCUGGGUCAUGUUGAUUCGGGCAAAACAAGUCUCUCAAAGGCCUUAAGUACUGUCGCUAGUACGGCCGCUUUUGACAAGAAUCCUCAAAGUCAGAAACGUGGCAUAACCCUCGACUUGGGGUUCUCCUCGUUCACUGUGGAUGGAAACAUACCCUCCCACCUCGCUCCUGCUGAAGCCAUUCAAGUUACGUUGGUUGACUGCCCCGGUCACGCGUCUCUCAUUAGAACAAUAAUUUGUGGCGCCCACAUAAUCGAUUUGAUGCUUCUCGUCGUUGACGUCAAUAAGGGAUUCCAAACACAGACAGCUGAAUGCCUCGUAAUUGGAGAACUAACCUGUGAAGCACUUCUGGUAGUUCUCAACAAAAUUGACCUCAUCCUCCCCGAAAAACGUGACGAGAGAAUAUCUAAGAUGAAGGUGCGUAUCGCGAAGACGCUGGAAUCGACGAAAUUCAAAAAUGCGCCCAUCGUUGCGUUGUCGGCCGUUCAGAGCGAUCGCUUGGCAGAGGGUGAUUUUUCAAGAGGAAUGGAGGAGUUAGUCGAGGCCUUACUCUCAGUCCUUCCUGACCCACGACCAAGGUGCAAGUACCUCUCUAGUCUUCCCUUCUUGUUUGCUGUGGACCACUGCUUUAGCGUAUCCGGUCAAGGCACUGUGCUUACCGGAACCGUCCUUCGCGGUUGUGUUCGUACUAAUGAGACUGUCGAAAUUCCUCAAUAUAAACUCAAGAAAAAAAUCAAAUCAAUGCAGAUGUUUCGAAAACCCAUAGACGCGAUCCAUCCGGGUGAUCGGGCAGGAAUCUGCAUCGCCCAGCUAGAUUCGAGUUUAAUGGAGCGCGGUUUUUUAGCCGCACCGGAUAGUCUGGCGACUUGCCAGGCUUGUCUCCUCUCUGAAGUGCGAAAAAUUGCCUACUUCAAGGGCCCAGUUCGUAGCAAGUCUCGCUUCCAUGUAUCCAUCGGACAAGACACCGUCCUAGCUCGUAUAACCUGUCUGAGGCUUAUUGGUGGGUGUCAGCAGCAAGGGCAAACGAAAGAGGAGUUUGAGUAUGCCGAGGAACUGUCUGAUGAAGGAGAAGAAGUGGGUCAAACAAAUUUGCUCUUGGAAUUCGACACUCCCGUAGUGUCUCCCAUAUCUGGCCUCGUGAUUGGCUCUCGCCUGGAUACCGAUCCUCUCUCACCCUCCUGUCGACUCGCCUUCCACGGGAGUGUGCUGCGCGUCUACUCGUCAGCUGAAGAAUUCCGCACUACUCUGUCGGUUUAUCGUCACAAGUCGAGGCGCGGAGAGGUCGAGCGUGUGACUGACCCGCGUUCCUGCAUUGUGCGGGGCCUUUUCAAACGAGAAACCAACUGGGACAUCUUUACAGGUCUCAAGGUAGAUAUUUGCUCCCCCGAUAAUUCCGUAAGUGUUCCUGGAAUUGUGGAGGGAAGUAACCUCCCGGAGAACAUAGUGAAUCAAUUCGGCGGCAAAUCGGGCAAAAGAUCCGCGAAAGCCAACGACGGCAGUCAAUCCUCCGAGAGAGGCCAGCAACUUCAGGUUAUUCUGAAUUUUAAAAAGCAUGUCUUUGACGCGACCAAGCGCUUUGUCCAGUGA
This is a messenger RNA of Mesocestoides corti, 1611 nucleotides long. NCBI's taxonomy places the organism in Eukaryota, Metazoa, Platyhelminthes, Cestoda, Cyclophyllidea, Mesocestoididae. The record is from the annotation of a GenBank genome assembly.